CAUACCAAUUGACGCGUUUUUUACUGCAGAACUAGUCCUAUACUUUAGCCAAUGAGAAGUAGACUUCGUUUCCCUCCUGUGGCAGUCAUGGCGCCACCCGUGAGGUACUGCAUUCCGGGCGAACGUCUGUGUAACUUGGAGGAGGGCAGCCCGGGCAGCGGCACUUACACGCGACACGGCUACAUCUUUUCGUCGCUUGCUGGCUGCCUGACGAAGAGCAGCGAGAACGGAGCGCUUCCUGUCAUUUCUGUGAUGAGAGAAACAGAAUCCCAAUUACUACCAGAUGUGGGCGCUAUUGUAACCUGUAAGGUCUCUAGCAUCAAUUCGCGCUUUGCCAAAGUGCACAUCCUAUAUGUGGGGUCCACACCACUUAAGAACUCUUUUCGAGGAACUAUCCGCAAGGAAGAUGUCCGAGCUACUGAAAAAGACAAGGUUGAGAUUUAUAAGAGUUUCCGCCCAGGUGACAUUGUCCUAGCCAAAGUGAUCUCCCUGGGUGACGCACAGUCCAAUUACCUUCUGACCACUGCUGAAAAUGAGCUUGGGGUAGUGGUGGCCCACAGUGAAUCGGGGUACAGCUGCAAUUAUCUUUGUCCUGGGCUAGUCAUCAGCAAACCACCACAGACCCAUACAGUUCUUCCUGCCAAACACAGAGAAAAUGGCCUCCUUUCCCAGCUCUUUCCCUUUCCCAGCCUCUCCUAAAUGUAAGUCACACCAAGCCAUCUCAAAGCAGACACACAGCCGGCAGGAUUACAUUUCCUACACUUUCCAAACCUUUGCUUCAAUUCAAAAGAAUCUACGGUGAAGGCAAGAAGCUAGGAAGAGUAACCUGAGGCCAAAUACCUGUUCCACAUCAGGCAUCAAUAACCCUUUCAAAUGGCUACUUCAACGUCCAGAGGUUAGAAGAGCGCAGGGCAAGAUCUGCCCUAAUUACAUCAGUGGAAGCACCUCCUCAGUACAGAGGGAUUCUCUGAGUUGCUGGCAGCUGAGAAUGCUUCCUUAUAAAAAGCAUUCCAAAACCACAAAGAGCUGUUCGCCGCAGGGGGCAAGCCUGGGUAGGCGAGUUUAUCUCACUGCCACUUCCACCUUUGCCCAGCGUCUACCUGUUACUCAACCCAGAAUUGGAGCGAGCGGGAUGGACUAGGAAUAAGGAGAUAACGACCUUGAACAAGUCAUCUAUGCAAUCCUCACUUUUCCCAGCUAUAGAAGAGGGCCAGGGAGGGAAAGAAAGGGGAUAAUAAUCUACUUCAUGGAAUCGUGCAGAGGACAACUCAAAUUAUUCAUUCAUUCACUCAUUCAUUCACUCAAUUACAUUUGUGGAUGCAUUCGGGGCACAAGAUUCGUGGGAUGCUGCUGAACAGCAAAGGCCUACAUAAGCACGUGGGUUUCGUGAGGCCUGUUGUCCGCCCAGCGCCGCGUUACUCCCCCACAGCCGGGGACAAGCGUGUGGUCUGACGCUUCACGAGGAUCCGCAGCAGCCUCUUGAAAAGGCUUGGUUACAGCUCCCGGAAGACACCGGCCAUCCAAUUUAAUAACCCGUCCCCGAGUUACUGAAUGCUCAGAUUAGUAAAUGGGAGAAUUUCGCCAAGGCGGUGUCGUGGAGGAUGCAGUGGGUUGCGGGGCGACCGCCCCCAGUCCUCUUCCCGGCGUGGCCCAUCACACCACUGGGUGACCUUGAGCAAGUCCACCCCCCCCCCCCCCCCCGCACACACACCCUGAAACCAUUUUGCCAACCGCAAAAUAAACUGCAGGAGAGCUGAAGCCCAAGGUCAGCCCUCUCCGCGAGGGUACGGGGACGAGCCAGGCGGCCCUCAACCAGGGGCGCCCGCCCGAGCCUCCGCAGCCCCAACCCACAGCCCGCCCCGGCCCGUUCCUCACC
This is a messenger RNA of Herpailurus yagouaroundi (jaguarundi), 1876 nucleotides long. RefSeq names its product exosome component 1 (gene EXOSC1). Gene Ontology annotation, cellular component: nuclear exosome (RNase complex); cytoplasm. Bases 52 to 699 code for a protein of 215 amino acids. Lineage: Eukaryota; Metazoa; Chordata; Mammalia; Carnivora; Felidae. The record is from RefSeq and is a predicted model, not a curated record. Gene Ontology annotation, biological process: RNA processing. Gene Ontology annotation, molecular function: RNA binding. The transcript has 8 exons.